GUUGGUUGCGUUUAGCGGGACUUCCAUGACGUCACCAACGGCGGCUACCUUCGGUCUGUCUCACGCUCGACUCGGACCCUAUUUUCUGGUGUUUCAUCGUCAAUAUAAUUUUAUGAAUUCCUAAGAACUGGGUUACGUUAAAAUCACCCUGGGGAAACUAGAGGAGGAAACUGAGUGACGAGUUACUGGGAAGCACAGAGACCUAGGAGGAGGUAGGCAGGUCUACUGGACGAGUUAACUCCCUUUUCUUGCUGCAAGUCACUACAAACCUUUUAAGUUAUGUCUCGUACUUUCGAAUUGUCAUGCGAAGAAAAACAAUCAUGGACUUCAACAAGUUGUUUGAACGAAAGCACAUUGACAUCAGUUCCUCUAAGAUACUCUUGGAUAUGAAGACAAGCUUCCAGUCUGCCUUAGGUCCUGUUGAGUCUGCCAGGACAUGUAGUCAGUUUCUGCAGCUUGAAAAUUUUCAAGAGAUGUUUACCCUCUUGUGGAAUAGCCCUGCUGCACACAAAUGUUUUGAGUUCAAAGGUCCCCUAAGCCCAAUGAAAGUCGAGGAUAUCUCUAAGUUAUUUAGAGAAGAAGGCAACAAAUUUUACAAGUUGGGUAAUUUUGAGGAAGCGUUGAAGCUCUAUAACUUGGGUAUUAUAAUGGCUCCGCAUCCAAAGCUUCCAUUUACAAGCAACAAUGGCCAAAACGGUGAUGGAGGGAAGAAAGGGGACGAGAAAGGUUCAAGUGAUUUUGAAUCUCUCGCUCUUGGGUAUGCGAAUCGUUCUGCCAUCUUUUUCAGCUUGAAGGACUACAAGAGAUGCCUUGUUGAUAUAGAUUUAGCCCUUAAAUAUGGAUAUCCAAACCACCUAAGAAGUAAGUUAAUUGAGAGAAAAGAACGAUGUGUCAAGGAGCAGAAGAAGUCUCGAGUAGAUAACUUCACCAUUAAAUCUGUUAAUGCCAAGUGUCCCCCAAAACUAGCAAGAGUUAACCCUGAUGUCCCAGCUUUUAGCUCUUUCUUGAAGGUUAUCCAUACUCAGGAGAGAGGUAGACAUGUUGUCACAACAAGAGAUAUACCUCCAGGAGAAGUCCUUGCUGUUGAUAGUGGUUAUGUCAGCUUUAUAAGAUAUAACCAAACCAUGAUGCAGGCAUGUUCGGAAUGCCUAAUGCGUUGUGAGGGCCAAGCCCUCCCUUGUCCAAACUGCUUGGUAAGUGGUUCUCUCUCUCUCUCUCUCUCUCUCUCUGGCCUAGCCAAUGAAACCUAAUGCAGAAACCUGUUU
Molecule: messenger RNA, 1265 nt
Organism: Macrobrachium nipponense
Lineage: Eukaryota; Metazoa; Arthropoda; Malacostraca; Decapoda; Palaemonidae
Product: SET and MYND domain-containing protein 4-like
Exons: 3
Coding region: 303-1250 (315 amino acids)
Cellular component (GO): nucleus; cytoplasm
Molecular function (GO): histone deacetylase binding
Source: RefSeq, a predicted model, not a curated record